Messenger RNA from Hyaloscypha bicolor E, 1405 nucleotides. RefSeq lists its product as uncharacterized. The record is from RefSeq and is a predicted model, not a curated record. NCBI's taxonomy places the organism in Eukaryota, Fungi, Ascomycota, Leotiomycetes, Helotiales, Hyaloscyphaceae. The transcript is spliced from 3 exons. Bases 124 to 1080 code for a protein of 318 amino acids.
CACAUCCGGGUUGUCAUUGGGAAUCUUAAAUAGUCUGGAGCGCAGCUGGACCAACAGUCUUCUGUUUUUGAAAUUCCUUCUUCGAGUCUGCGUUGUGAUCUGAGGUGCUGUACAACUUUAACGAUGCAGGUUCUUCGGAUUCAAUGCGCAUUUGUGCUUCUUUUUGCAGCGCUAUGCUGUCUGGUUACUGCCAUGGAUGGAUUGAUUGAUGACGAAGAACAGUAUGGAAUAAUAAUGGCGAGGAUGCCUUUACUGUACCAAGAGUGGGCUUUGACAAAGAGGGAUGUCUGCGCUGAUGCCAUUCCCGGGACGAAGACCUCGAUAUGUACGCCAGGAAAUACACUCUGCUGCACACCCAACAACACAAAUUCCGCCUUUCCGCAAUGCCAAACAAUUCUGGGUUCAGGAUACUGCUGUUUAUCUGCAAACGGUUGCUACAUCGAUACUCCGUCCGAUUGUGCCGCAUCCAAUUCAGUUCCUUGCACAAUGCUCGCGGCUGGCACGACCGACGCGUGUUGUCCGCCUUUCACAACAUGCCCCGCCAAUUUCAAUCAAUCCUCCACAGUUCGAUGCAACCUCGCCCAAAAUGUUGGAUCCUCAUCCACGUCCUCGACGAGAUCCUCAACAACGUCCUCGAGCACGAAAUCAUCUUUCUCUUCUGCUACCAGGUCCAAGACCACCUCUCAAGCUUCCGGCACCCUCAGUCCCGUCAGCGCAACAAGCAACGCUGCUUCAGCCACCGGGACCAUCACAGCCUCAAGCAGUGGUCUCUCACCCGGCGCAGACGCCGGCAUAGGUGUCGGCGUAGCGAUCGUCGUUCUCGCCAUCGCAGCACUGGCAUUCUUGGCAUACCGGCGGGGAAAGAAGAAGGGAGCAGCAGCCAGAGCAGCAGAAGCACAAGCUGCGCCUGGCACGCAGAUGUCACCAGUAGUGGGACAACAGCAGUACUAUGAUCCGGCGAAAUAUAGCGAUGCGCCACCGUUCCAGCAAGGGUUUCAACAGCAUGAACUCCCAAGUCAGACGACGCAUGGCCGUCCUGCUGAGUUGGGUGUCGACCAUGAACAGCAUGAGUUGCCGUGAUAGAGCGGUGGGAGUGGAGGUUGUAUAUAAUACUCAAUAAAUCGCUCGCCAUUUUGAGAUACCAUUUGUUGCGUUGGAAUCGGCCGGAUUUGAAUGGGAAAGGGUUAUUAGAGUUUGGACGAUCGAUGCCAGAUGGGAGGAUUACAUUCAAGAAUUUCCGCCUCAGAUUCAGAUACACUGUUACUUUUCUAGGGCAGGAUUUUGAUUUUUGCCAAGCAAAGAAAACAUGGAGUUGGUUUACAGAUGAGGAAGGGUUAAAGGCGUUCGGUUGCGCCGCUAAAUUGCAUUUGUUGUACCUCUGGUACAUUUUCCCAGCACCGUGGGA